AUGGCAGACCCGACGUGGUCCUGUAGAGAAACUCGGACCGCUUUGGAACCGGAAAUGCUAGAGAAAAUGAAGUCAACGUAUUGGCUGACUCGAAUUGUUUUUCUUCGGGCGCUCUGCUUCGUCUACUUCGUUGCUUUCCUUGUCGCAUUCAACCAGGCGCAAGGGCUUGUCGGAUCAGAUGGCAUUCUUCCGGCCCAGGCCUACGUCACGAACGUCACAAGAGCGAUGGCCGGAGAAGACGCCUGGGACAAAAUUAAAGCCUUCCCGUCCCUGUUUCUCGUUCUGCCCGCCAAUGACUUCUGGAUACACUGUCUCCCGUUUCUAGGCCUGCUUCUCUCUUUGGUCACGGCCGUACUCGGUGGGGGCAAUGGCUUCGUCAUGCUGUUCCUCUGGAUUCUCUACCACAGCGUGAACAGCAUUGGCCAGGACUGGUAUUCUUUCGGCUGGGAGAGUCAACUCCUUGAGAUCGGCUUUCUCUCCAUUUGGCUCUUCCCCUUCUGGAGUUGCUCGCGCCUCCCUGCCUCGUGGCCGACGCCAAAGAUCUGCGUGUGGGGAAACCGCUGGCUGAUGUUUCGGCUCAUGCUGGGGGCCGGGCUGAUCAAACUGCGCGGCGACAGCUCCUGGACCGAUCUCACGGCUCUCGACUACCACUACGAGACCAUGCCGGUUCCCAAUCCCUUUUCGUGGUAUAUGCACAACCAGUCGCACGCUGCGCACGCUUUUCAGACGAUUGUGAACCACAUCGUUGAAUGCGUCUUCUGCUUCCUGCUCAUUGUCCCGUUCCGCCAGUGCCGCCUGUUUGGUGGUGUCACACAAAUCCUCUUCCAGGCGGCAAUCAUUUUCUCGGGGAACUUCUCGUUCCUCAACCAUCUGACGAUCGUGCCGGCUAUUAUGGCAUUCGAUGACAAGUUCCUGACUUGCCUCUUCCCUUCCAAAACCCUUGAAAGACUGCGCCCGCUUCUUCAGGGUUGCCCAGGGGCUUGGUCUCUGCCGAAACACCAGGCCUGGCCUCUCGAUUCCGUUUCAGGACACAAGGAAGGCAACCAAGGGGUCGGCGCCGGGAAAGACCCCGAGAGUGCUGCGCUCCUCAACGACGGCGAGGGUCGGCCGGACUGGUCCCUCGACAUUGACGAUUCAAGCCAAGCGCCGCCGCGCACAUGCUGCUGCUGGUAUUCGCCAAAGCUACAGCGGUUCUUCCGUUCGUUUCCACGCGUCAUUUUCCCGCCUCGUGCGCGAGACCAGAUGAAGCAAGAUUUGGAGGAAUCCUGGAGGAAGAUGCUGCUCGAAUGCGUCGCCGCAGGAGGAGCGUUUACGCUGAUGGCUAUGGCGACUACGUCCGGAUCUCCUUCUCUGUUGAAUAUGAUGGGCACCCUUCUCUUGUGCCUUCUGCUUGCGGCGUCUUCCCACCUCUACACCAAAACAAUCACGUCGAAUGUCUUUGCCGAGUUAGUUCUUCUUGUGGCGUCUCUGUGGAGUGCCGUUUCGCUUUACAAGCACGGACCCUCACCGUUACGCUUGUGGCUCAUGAUCUUCCUCUUUUCCAUUCUUAUUGCAUUCUCUUACAAAACCCUUCAAAACGCGGUUUUGAUCUAUAGAGUUCACGUGGAGCUCCUCCUUCUUAUUAUUAUUAUCAGUUUGUCUAUUCCCGUUGUAGCCAACCUCCUGUCUCCAAACCAGGAACGUUGGGAGCUCAUCGUACAAGGAACAGACGAUCUGACUCCGGACGAAAACAGCACUUGGAUGAACUACGAAUUCAAGUGCAAGCCCGGUGACGUGAACCGCCGCCCGUGCCUCAUCGCGCCGUAUCACUACCGCCUAGAUUGGCUGAUGUGGUUCGUGCCCAUGGACGGUGCGGAGAUGGCAUUCGGUCGGCAUCCAUGGUUCCCACGUUUUCUCGCCAAGCUUCUUCAAAAUUCUCCGAGCGUGACCAGUCUUUUAGCGGCUAAUCCAUUCAAAAAUAAAGACCCUCCUACAGCCGUCCGGGUGCUUAAGACGCUGUACCGGUUCACCAAGAGACCUGCGUUCGGGUCCGGCCCAUGGUGGGAAGUUGUGCCGCAGUCGACAACGGUGUACGUGGCCCCCAGCGAUGUGCCUGACGCGGAUAAGCAUUUGGAGCAGAUGCUGGUGCUGAAGAUGGGACAGGAGCGGAAGGCGGAAGCCGAGCGGCUCAGAAAAGAAGAGGAGGAGCUCAAAGAGGAGCAGAGGAAGGCUCGGGAAAGGGCCGAGGCAGAGAGAAAGGCGGAAGAAGCGAAGAGAAAGAAAGCGGAAGAGGAGCGAGCGAAGAGGGAGUUGGAAGAGAAGAAACGCCAAGAAGAGGAGGAGGCGCUGCGGAAGAAGGAGGAAGAAGAAAUGAGAAAACAGGAAGAGGAACAGCGAAAAAAAGACGAGGCGGAAGCAAAGGCAAGAGCGGCGGCUGAGGAGGAGCGAAAGAAGAAAGAAGAAGAAAUGGCACGUCUACAGGAGGAGCAGGAAGCCGAGAGGCAGCGCGUGGCUGAAGAUGAAGAAAGGAAGAAAAAAGAAGCCCAGAGAAAGGCGGAAGAAGAAGCAGCGAAGCUGCGCGAAGAGGAAGCACGGAAGCGAGACGAAGAAGCUGCUAAGCUGGCAGAACAGAGGGAGUCCCUUCGACGUGCCGAACAGAAGGACCAGCAAGCAAAGCAGAAACUGACGGAAUCAGCUGAAAAGGCGCAAAACCAGAAGAAAAUACAAGCUGUCGCUCAGAAAGAAGGGAAAUCCCAAAUGUCUGCCCCGGGUAUCGAAUCUGCGCAGGGAGGAGUCCCGCUACGAGCAGCGGCCCUGUUCACCCGGCAGAAAAGAGCAAAACUGAACCAGGUUCACUGA
Messenger RNA from Neospora caninum, 2838 nucleotides. RefSeq lists its product as uncharacterized. The transcript has 10 exons. Gene Ontology annotation, biological process: protein maturation. Lineage: Eukaryota; Apicomplexa; Conoidasida; Eucoccidiorida; Sarcocystidae. Bases 1 to 2838 code for a protein of 945 amino acids. The record is from RefSeq and is a predicted model, not a curated record. Gene Ontology annotation, cellular component: endoplasmic reticulum membrane.